GCGAAUAGUAAAAAAGAAAAAACUUAAUGACGUUUGUCAACAAACAUGUCGCUGAUUAAAAAUUUAGUUAAAGAGCCAGAAGAAAACAGACCUCGAAAAAAGAAAAAGAAUGGAGACUCCGAAGACAGCGACAAUGAUGAAAAACCCAAACCAGUGGGGCCGUAUAUUAAAAGUGCUACAGAUCUACAAAGAUUGAAGCUGGAAAAAUUAAUGAAAAAUCCAGAAAAGCCAGUUAUUAUACCAGAACAGCGGCGAGAACGUGACUACAUGUCGUCAGUUCCCACCUUUGUGCGCAAUGUAAUGGGCAGCAGCGCUGGCGCCGGUUCUGGUGAAUUCCACGUCUAUCGUCAUCUGCGACGCAAAGAAUAUGCCCGUCAGAAGAACAUACAGAACCAAAGUCUGAGAGAGGCUGCCGACAUGGCCUAUCAACAAAAAUUAGAUAGUAACAGGCAAGCAGCUGAAGAGCGUACUGCAAAAAAGCGUGCGAAGCGGCUUAAGAAGAAGCAACGUGCAAAACGACCCCGCGAACAGAAACCAAACGAAGAGAAGAAAGUGGAUGCUGAGUCGAGUGGAAGUGGAUCUGAAGACGACGCUGAGACAAGAACUGAAGCGGAUACAGAAAGCGAAGUCAAGGAGGAAGCAACAACAGCUAUAGCGUCAGCGGAAGCUACAAACUCUAAUGAAGAAAGGGAAAUAGUUGUUGAUGCACCUGCUGAAGCUGGAAACCAAGAGAAAGAUACCACAGCUGAUGCGGAUGCUGAAUCAUCCAAGGCAGACACUUGACGUAAUUUAAAACAUUCUAUUUUAUU
Molecule: messenger RNA, 809 nt
Organism: Drosophila arizonae
Lineage: Eukaryota; Metazoa; Arthropoda; Insecta; Diptera; Drosophilidae
Biological process (GO): negative regulation of protein kinase activity
Cellular component (GO): nucleolus
Molecular function (GO): protein kinase inhibitor activity; double-stranded RNA binding; protein kinase binding
Source: RefSeq, a predicted model, not a curated record